GGCUCCGGUGUGCGAUCGGCGGCUCGCCCUGGACGCGCAGGUCUUACAAAUUAAGAAAAUUUGGAGCUGCAGACAUGGUUGGUCAGAGCUACAAAUGGGAAUUUGAAGUCACUCUGAAAUACAUCCUGGGAUAAUUGUAUUUGACUGGAACCAAAUCUUAUGAAAUCCUGAAGGAUGAAAGUCUGUGCCAAGUCAGUGCUGCUGUCCCACUGGGUCUUCCUGGCCUACGUGUUGAUGGUGUGCUGCAAGCUGAUGUCUGCCUCUAGCCAGCACCUCCGAGGACAUGCAGGCCACCACCACAUCAAGCAAGGCACCUGUGAGGUGGUUGCAGUGCAUCGCUGCUGCAACAAGAACCGCAUUGAAGAGCGCUCACAGACGGUCAAGUGCUCUUGCUUCCCAGGGCAGGUUGCAGGCACAACUCGAGCUCAGCCUUCCUGCGUUGAAGCUUCUAUCGUGAUUCAGAAAUGGUGGUGCCACAUGGACCCGUGCUUGGAAGGAGAGGAUUGCAAAGUGCUGCCCGAUUACUCAGGUUGGUCCUGUAGCAGUGGAAAUAAAGUCAAAACCACAAAGGUAACACGGUAGCAGAGACAGAGCUGUGUUUUAAUCCCGGAGGAAGGGCAUUUGAGCGCUGAGCUCUCUCGUGUGGAUUACCAUCCUUGGUAGAAGAGUGUUGUGGAUUUCAGCAAAUUCACAUUUGUGAUAGGAGUGCGGGGAGGAGUAGCAUCCGCCUGACUGUCCCUCCCCUCUCAGCUUCGUGAUUUGAUUAUACUGGGAUGUAGUCACUGGCUGCCACACAACUGUCGUCUGAUCUGGACUCCAAGGGAACUCACCUCUGAGCUAUCCAGGAGGAACAAAUCAGAGACAUCAAAAUAGAUCACCUGUAAGAGACCAUGUUAUCUUCAGUUUCUCUUGGCCUCUGCAGAGGAUUGUGGACAUAUGAUUUAAAGGAUCCUCAUUUUAUUUCUCUUUUGAAUUUUUCCUUUAACCAUUGUAUUAAAGUGGUUUGAAAGAACUCUAAAUAACAAGAGUUUGGCAAAAGUAUUUGUAGGUGUCAGUGAAUGAACUCCAAUGGACUGGUGAAUAGUAUUUAUUUUAUAAGCCUUGAAGAAAAGAAGGAUACAUUGGGGUUACUGUGUAUGCAUUUAUAUUUUUACUUUUGAUAAUUUAAAACUUUUGCCUUUUAGACUCCAUUGCUAGGUUAGCAGAAAUGAAAUGGGAGCAUUUUAACCUCACUUCCCACUUAACUGAGUUGUAAAAAUGCAUAUCAACUCUAAUAUUUUGCAACCAAAGCUCAAUCCUGGCAUAUUCACACAGAAAAAUAAAACUUUGGGGGAUUUUUAUGGCUUAUGUGUGUCACACAGGUAAAUCAUUUUAAAUAUAAAGUAGUCUGUGUUUAGAUUAAGGGUGAUUUCUUAGAUCCAGUUUAUGCCAACUAUAUAAAACUAUUUUGUUAACUUGUAGACAUGAGUCUUUUCUUCAAAAGCUGAAUUUUUACACUAUAAAUCAUUUCUUCAUAGGUUAACUCCCUAUUUAUUUGUUAGCCAUUUAUUUCUUUAAAUGUAAGUAGAAUCUGAGUCAGUUUUUCUUAUUUUAAUGAUUGCAGCAGACAAGUCUCUGCAUAUAUGCAGAUGCUGUCAUACAGAUACAUGUGAAACAGUUAAGGGAUUAGUCCAGAUUUUAAAAGCAUAAUGUUAUUAAUGUAUAUACUGCUAUAAUAAUAUGGGAAGGGUUUUCUAUAUUAAGAAAUGACACAAAAGAAAACUUUCCACAUUAAUUAUCCCCACCCUGUCACAAUCAGGGGGACAAUGUUAUUUACAGUGGUAACAAUCAUUUGAUUUCAUUCUUGCAAAAUAAAUGGAAAUGGGUUAUAUCCGUUUGUUUGCUAAAUUCUACUUGCAUUUGGCUGGAUGGAUACCUACCAGAAUUGUACUCUCAUAUUAAUAGUAAAAACUUAAUUUUGCUGAUGACAUA
Molecule: messenger RNA, 1971 nt
Organism: Chinchilla lanigera (long-tailed chinchilla)
Lineage: Eukaryota; Metazoa; Chordata; Mammalia; Rodentia; Chinchillidae
Gene: Tafa4
Product: family with sequence similarity 19 (chemokine (C-C motif)-like), member A4
Exons: 6
Coding region: 175-582 (135 amino acids)
Biological process (GO): phagocytosis; macrophage chemotaxis
Molecular function (GO): receptor ligand activity
Source: RefSeq, a predicted model, not a curated record